Messenger RNA from Saimiri boliviensis boliviensis (Bolivian squirrel monkey), 3085 nucleotides. The record is from RefSeq and is a predicted model, not a curated record. NCBI's taxonomy places the organism in Eukaryota, Metazoa, Chordata, Mammalia, Primates, Cebidae.
UUUUUUUUUUUGCUGGGGUAGUUGGUGGCUCUGAAAAAGCUGCUCAAGUCUUCUCUGAGGACUACAGACCCCUUCACCCUCUCCACCUUCAGCCUCUCUGGGCUCCAGGGCCAAAAGAGGUCUACACUGAGGUGGUAGACAGGUCUGUGAAGGCCUCCUGGUGACAUACUCACAUGUUGCUGGGACUAAAGACGGGAUUUUAGCCACCACAGUGGGCCAGUGGGGAGAGGUUUACCAAUAGGAGGUACUUUGUCCACCACGUCCCACUUAAGGAUUCAGUCCAACCUGGCCUGUGCUUCUGCUGUCCCAAGAGACUAGAAAGCUCCCAUCCACCCUGAGGUUGAUCUUUUAGGUCAGAGUAGGCGGUCAUUUGGCAAUCAGCUGCUCUACUGCCUCACUGGAUAUCCUCACUGGACAUCCUGCCCCAAUUCUAUCCUGUUCAGCGCAGACUGAUUUUCCUGGAACACCAUGUUCAUUAGGGAGCCAGAUGGCAUAUCAGAAAGAGCACUUACUAGGACCAAGAGACUCAGGUGGGAGCCCCAGCACUGCCCCUGAUAGCUGUAUGGCUUUGGGCAAAGUGCAACCCUCUUGGCGCUCAGUUUUUAUUCCAGUGAAAUAAAGGAUUCAGCCUCCCAGGGCUUGAAAGUCUUUCCAGCUCUUUCAUUCUACAGUCUGUCUCUCUUCUGCUCAAGGAUCUUCAGUGGCUUCCCUCCUGCAAAUAAAGCCCAAACUUCUUGGUCUAGCAGCUCCCAAGGCACCUUCUAACAUUUUUGUUAAGACCUCAUCACCACCCUCCUCCAAGCCACCCAGCUUUCUCCUUGCUGCCCUGACAUACUCUACCCACGCCUUCACUUCCCCUCCAUUUGCUGAGAAGCCCUCCCUUCAAAGCACUUCCCCAAAUUCACCACAGGCCUCUUUCCUGGAGCCUCUGCUAACAUCACUAUCACAAGCCCCAGCCUCAGGUUAGCUCCUCUCCUGAACUGCUAGAACUUCUCUGCAGACAACUCACUGGCCCUUAGGGGUUCCUGCCUGGGCACUCAGCUGGAUAAAGCACUCCAGAAAGGAAGGAAUUCCUGGGGCCAAGGGAAAUGAGGCAGUGGCCUUGACCUAUACUGGCAAGUCCUGUGGGCCUGGUAUGAAACCAUUGUCAACUGCAGGCUGUUUUAUAGGUUAGAAGCCACUUUCUACCAUUGCCUCAGUUCACCCUCAAAGACUCUGGGUAAGGGGAAUCAUCCGUGGUCUGCCUAAGGCCAGUCAAUGAGGGAGGAGGUGUGCCCAUGGUAAGCGCAGAUCUUCCACCUCCAGGUCCAACGUGUUUCCGUCUCAGAACAGGCUAAACUAGAGACUGAAACUGCUGGGGGAAGGCAAGGCAAGCUGCCAUGUGUAAAAACACCAAGCCAAGCAGUCAUCUCAGAGCACCUGGCAGAAAUGACUGAAGCAUAGCCACUGGAUGAGGUUAUCCCCACACCAGCUUGCUCCAGAGGAUGGUCAGGAGCAUUCUGCUCACCCGGGAGGUGGGACUUUCCUCCUCAGGAAGGUGCAAGAUCACCAGCCUGGCUCCCCACAGGCUCCCGGGGCUCACAGAGGCCAGAGCAGCAUCAGCACAGAGGAAACAACAGGGAGCCAGACUGGGGAGGUUUCGGAGCUCUCCUAGUGACGACAGCCUCAUUUUACCCAGGGAGAAAGGGCGAGUAUGCUAAGGUCACACAGCAACAAAGCUGCACCCAGACCCCAGAGUCCCUCUCCUCCCUCCCUCCCCUCCAUCAGGGCCAUACCCACUUGGGGCACCCCGCCACCCUGUGUUCCAGGGACAGCUGGAGCACAUGCUUCACCUCUCACCAACCCAGCAAUCCCGCAGGGCAUCUGACCUCCACUGUUGACUUCUACCCAGAGGACACGAACAUUUUUAGUUCCCAAGGAAUGUACAUCAGCCCCACAGAAGCUAGGCCACCUCUGAGAUGGGGUUGCUGGUUUAAAACAAACACCAGCCUUCCUAUAUAAGGACCCAACAGCCACCAGGCACCACCUCCACCAGGAAUCGCAGGUAGGUUCUCUCUCUACUCUGUGUGUGCGUGUUUGCGGAUGAGUUUAUCAUCCGUGACUGCUGCCCGUUCAUUUAACUUCUCUGAGCCUCACGAGCUCCGUCUAAAGACAGGAGAUGUUGGACAAUCUGAGUCUGGCUGGCUGCUCAGAGACAAAGCUUGGCUUAGGAGCUGCCUCUAACCCCCACCCACGUCCCCUGGGGCCCUUUCUGGUUCAACUUCCUCACUCAUACAGACUUGCAAGCUCCUCAUAGCCUGGGAUGAAAGGCACUGGGGAGGAGGGCCUUUCAGCCCCUAUCAAGUCCUGCUGCCAGACGUUCUGCUCUGAACAGCCUUAGAGAAGAGAACACACAUCCUUCCAUUCUCUUCUACCUUGGGAGGUGGAGAAGGGUCCUCUCUACACAGCAGUCAGGACCCCAGAUGGUAAAGCUCCUCACCCCAUCUGCCGGGCUCCUACCUGAGCAAGCUCAGAGGCACAUGAAAAGGGGAGGUAGCUGGCUGAAGACCCUCUCUCCCCCAGGCCCACCUGUCUGCAACCCAGCCGAGGCCAUGCCCUCCCCAAAGACCAUCUGCAGCCUCCUGCUCCUGUGCGUGCUCUGGCUGGACUUGGCCAUGGGAGGCUCCAGCUUCCUGAGCCCUGAACACCAGAGAAUCCAGUUCAACGCACCCUUUGAUGUUGGAAUCAAGCUGUCAGGGGUUCAGUACCAGCAGCACAGCCAGGCCUUGGGGAAGUUUCUUCAGGACAUCCUCUGGGAAGAGGCCAAAGAGGCCCCAGCUGACAAGUGAUCGCCCACAAGCCUCACUUACCUCUCUCUUCCUCCCAAACUUAGAAGCGCUCAUCUGGCUUUUUCGCUCGCUUCGGCAGCAACUCCCACAACUGUUGUAUGAGCUCAGGAGGUGAAUAAAUGUUCAAACUGCAUGCUGAUGUUCCAAAUGGGAAUUUAUUUCAAAGAUGAAAAGUUAACAUUUUACUUAAAAAAAAGUCAAAGUUUAAAUUUAAAACAUUCUUAGUCAAUGGUUGGUGGGAAGGGAAUAAAAGGACA